Molecule: messenger RNA, 4115 nt
Organism: Acanthopagrus latus (yellowfin seabream)
Lineage: Eukaryota; Metazoa; Chordata; Actinopteri; Spariformes; Sparidae
Exons: 16
Coding region: 109-3789 (1226 amino acids)
Cellular component (GO): nucleus
Molecular function (GO): nucleic acid binding; exonuclease activity
Source: RefSeq, a predicted model, not a curated record
GACUGUCGUCACCAAAAGUUCAGUUGGCGCACCUGCUUUCUAACGGUUAGUUAAUUAGCUAAAUCAAGCGGGUCUCGGGUAGUGAAAAGUGGCUUUUUAAUUUUGCUAAUGUUUCCCUCGUCCGGUCUUUUCGCUGACAUAAAUUGUCCUGUAUCCAAACGUGGGCUUUGUGAGCGGCCACAUUGUUUGUACAAACAUGUGACAGAGUUGCGGGAUAUGUUCGGUGCCUCCAAUAAAUCAUCGAUACAUGCAGGAGUACAAAAUGGCUAUCUGUAUGCUGACUGUGAAGCACCAGUGAAUGAUGAGACCAAAGACCAAUGCCUCCAGGAGCUGGAACGGAUCAACAAAGAGAUUGAAACUGUAAGGCACGAGGUGGAGCAGGAGCAAAGGCGACUGUCUCACUACCAGACUGUACAGCAAGACAGCAGAAACACUGUGCCUAAUGUCUCUGUUUCCAAGUCUGAGACUGCAGGUAAAACUGUAGACAGAAGUUCUCUUGGUUGGUCUUCAUGCACAAACUCUACCAAAACAUCCUCCCGAGCAAAGAAGUACGUGGUUGACAACUCAAAACCAAGGACCGAUUUAGAGUAUGAUCCUCUGUCCAACUUUUCUGCUGACUUGAGCUCUUACAGUUCAUCAGGUAAAGGGCAUAAAGGAAAACAUGGUAAAGGUUUGAAAAGAGAAGGAAAAGCUGUGCCUUCUGACCAGAAGAAGCCAGUCACAUAUCGGCCUCAGCCUUCUCCGCUGCCAUCUCCAGAGCCACUCGAUGACUCCAAUGAAGACAGCAUCUUGAUUAUUGACAUUUCUCCCUCGCCUGCCAGAAAGAGAGGGCGAGUUGAGAAACCUGUUGAUUCUGUUUCUGGCAAAUCCCUUCAGGAUAAAGUUGUGGAAUGGGCUGAGGUUGAAACGGCAACUAUUUCAAUUCAUUCUCCACCACUGAGCCUUUCAGACACUGAGGUGUGCAAGGUCAGAUCUCAACCUGCACCCACAGUAGAAGAAAGUAGAGUUUAUAGUUAUUGCAUUGGUGAAUUUAAUCCAGGUUCAACUGAUCUAGAUGAAAACAAAGAACCCAAAAAUAUACCAGUCGAUGGGAGUGUAGUUUACUUGACUAGUGGUUCAGAAGAUCUGGAAAGAGAAAGCUAUGAAAUAAAUCAUUGUAAGACUGCUGAUGUGAUAGUGGAUAGAAGUCCUGAAGUGGCAAGUCCUCCUGCCACCACAAACCAGAAGUAUCAAAACUGUAUCGAUCUGGUGACAGAAAAGGAAGAAAAGACAUUUCAGGUUGAAUUGCCUCAGUGUGAGCUAUCCCAUAAUAUUAAGAAAAUGAAUCCUCUGCAGCCAUAUAAUGUUCCAUCUAAGAAUUCACUUUUUUAUAAAGCCCCAUCUGCUAACUCAGACCCACAAUUAAGUCAACACACCAAGCAAGCUCAGAAAACAGAUCUGCAAGCACAGAACAGGGAUGGUAAUCUGUGGUCUUCCACAAAAUCUGUACCAUCAAUGCUUAUCCACAGCCAGAAAAAGUCAAGCAAAAUUCCAGGACAGAUGCUGGGUGAAGCUGCGGUUAACCAUGCUCCACCUGAAAGCUAUGUGGAGACAGUGGAAUCGGUGUUAGGCAGCAACCAAGGACCGGCUUGGGACAUGUCUUCAGCUUCAAGUUUGACAUGCAUAGCUGAGUCAUCAUCCACAUCAACUGAGCAACUUUUGGGGAGAGCAGAUAACAAGGAAGUAAUAACCAUUGAUUCCAGCUCUGACAAUGAAGAUGAGCUCAACAAUUCAGAAAUUGAUUUGUCUGACAGUGACACAAUGGAGGAAUGCUACAGGAUCUUCAUGGAAGCAAACAACGAGGAUGAGGGAAAUUAUGUGCAGCCCAGUGUGUCUGUUGGAGCCAUGGAUGUAGAUAAGGAAACGUUGAAUGUUAAACCCCAACCACUGGCAGGAAAGAAGAGGAUGGCUCAUGAAGCCAAACAUACAGAGCAGGCAGUGGUUAAAAACCGACCUCAGCCCCAGGUGCUGGUUCCCUUACGUGGGCCUGCGGUGUCAAGAUUUGCCUCCCAACCUGCUGUGAAUUCCAAGAUCCAGCAGGUACAGCAGAGAGCCUCCAUGCUGACAACCCCAGUUAAAGGUGGUCAGACAUUUGUUUCUCCAACCUAUCAGAGGAGGCCAGAGGCCCAGAGCACAUUUUCUGCUUCAGUUCAGAGCCCUGAAAACCUGCAGCCUGUUCAUGUGCAAAAUGCUUAUGUGAACUACAUACCUUUGGGAACUGCGGUGAUUGGAGUCGGCAACAACUUGCACCUGAUCCUCCCACAGGGCACCCUUCCUUUGCCUGUAACUUCCAGCCCCUGCCCAGUUACUUCUGUGCUAACCCCAAUCAGUCAAGUGGAGACAAAUGCUGUUGCUGUGAAACAAACAAAUUAUCCACCUGCAACUUCCACUGUGCAACGAUACCGCACAACAGCGCCUGUGCUCAUCCCGGCACCGGCGCGCAAGCCUUCACUGUCCUUUGCAUCUGCACAUUCAAGUCAGGCCACUUCCUCCACUAUUCCUACAGCUUCUAUGGUUAAGCCAGUACCCACUAAACGUAAAUUGAAGCAGAAUUGCGAGGCUGCCAAAGACAAAGUGCCGCAUGACACCCGACAGCGUUAUGUCAACAUGUUCACAGAGGAGUUCCUCAAAACAGCAGCCAAUGUCAAUGAAGCCUUUGAGAAGGCAAUUGCAGAAGAGAGGACUGUGUAUAAUCGCAGCGUGAACAAACUCAAAUAUAUGAGUGUUGCAGUGAAUGCACUGAAGAGGCUAAAGAACCAAAGUGCUGUUACUGCUAAAGAUGAAAAUGAAUUCAGCAGCCAGAGAUUAAAAGGCAACAUUCCACUUAACUUGAGGAAGUUAAAAGGAAAUGAAGAUAAGGCUUUAUAUGAGAGUUUGAAGGACUACAUUUUGACCGAGGACAGGCUGAUUGAGAGCAACUAUCCUGUCCAGCACCCAGAGAAACCUGGUUCGGCUAUUCUUUUUGCAGACAAUAAGAAGGGCAAAGGAGACCCCCUCAAAAGGAUCUGCUGUCGAUGUGGGGCUGAAUAUUCUGUGAGCCAAACAGGCAAACACACCCGUAAGGAGGAGUGUAAUUACCACUAUGGGAAAGCUGUUAAGAAUAAAGUGCCAGGUGGAGUUGAGACCCGCUACAGUUGCUGUGAGGGAGUCAUGGGAGCACCUGGAUGUCAGGUGUUUCAGUUGCAUGUCCAUGAUUCACUCAGCCUGGAUGGAUUUGUCUCAACUGUACCCCGACCAAUCUCAGAUACAGGCUGUCCGGGGGUCUACUCCUUGGAUUGUGAAAUGUGUUACACUAUUCAUGGUCUGGAGCUGUCCAGAGUGACGCUGAUCAACUCAAGUGUGCAAGUCGUCUAUGACACCUUUGUCAGACCUGAUAAUGAGAUCAUCGACUACAACACAAGAUUUUCAGGCAUCAGUGAGGAGGAUGUGAAGGAUAACUGCACCUCCCUAAGAGAGGUUCAGGAGACCUUACUGAGCUUCAUUAGUGCCGACACCAUUCUGAUUGGACACGGCCUGGAAACAGACCUCUGUGCCCUGAAGUUCCUCCAUGGGAUGGUGGUGGACACGUCAGUGGUCUUCCCCCACCGUCUGGGUCCCCCUCACAAGCUGACCCUCAACAACCUCACUGCAGAAUACCUCAGGAGGAUCAUCCAAGAGAGUGUUUGUGGCCACGACACUGCAGACGAUGCUGCUGCCUGCAUGGAGCUUAUGUUAUGGAAGGUCAAGGAAGAUGGAAAACUGAAAAAAUGAUGGAAAUAAAACACCACAACCUGCACCUAUCUACACACAGACACAACCAAAAAAUUAUAUUGUUAUGCAAAUUUGACAGUCACUGAUAUUUGUGUAAAGCUCUUUUGCUUUGUCCUGAUAAUAUGGUAGGGCUGUUCAUCUUUUUUUAUAAGUUGCAUUACAUCACUUGAUUUUUGUUACUUAAUACAAUAUUUUCUGUGUUAUCUCAAUUUACAGCCAAUAUGUCCAUGUCUGUAUAAAUAUUGUUAUUGGCACUCUUGUGUGCCAAGAAAACCUGUUGGGUCAUGAGGGGUGUCAUUGAUAUUAAGUAAAGGCAUAGCAUGAAA